Messenger RNA from Gadus chalcogrammus (walleye pollock), 1129 nucleotides. It is a transcript of the gene asb13b, whose product is annotated as ankyrin repeat and SOCS box containing 13b. Lineage: Eukaryota; Metazoa; Chordata; Actinopteri; Gadiformes; Gadidae. The record is from RefSeq and is a predicted model, not a curated record. Gene Ontology annotation, biological process: protein ubiquitination; positive regulation of protein catabolic process. The transcript has 6 exons. Bases 165 to 1046 code for a protein of 293 amino acids. Gene Ontology annotation, molecular function: protein binding.
CUCUGACGCCCUCUACUCGGUCACAGGUGAAACCUGCUGCCCGUUCACGGGCCACGGCUGGGACAGGGUCUACAGUGGUCCUCCGGGGUCCACUCAGCGCACCGCGGGGGUCCUGCCUCGGGGUUGGGGUUCUGUCUCCUGCGAAAGACUAGAGUUAUCAUGAAAUGGAUAUUAAUACGCGUUCCAGACCCUCCUUGUUUGGAGACAUAGCUCACGGUCUGGGAUUCUGGACGGACCGCUCGGCCGUGCACGAGGCCGCGGCCCAGGGUAGGAGCCUCGACCUGCAGCGGCUCAUCCAGGGAGGGGCGCCGGUCAACAUCGUGGCGGUGGACUCCAUUACGCCGCUGCAUGAGGCUUGUAUCCAGGGACAGACGCAGUGCGUCAGGCUGCUUCUGAUCGCCGGCGCACAGGUGGACGCGAGGAACAUCGACAGCAGCACCCCGCUGUGUGACGCGUGUGCUGCCGGGAGCCUGGAGUGUGUGAGGCUGCUGCUGCAGUACGGAGCCACGGUCAACCCGCCGCUGUUCAGCUUCUCCCCGCUCCACGAGGCCUGCAUGGGAGGGAACGCCGACUGCGUUCAGCUCAUGAUCGAUGAAGGGGCCCUCAUGGAAGCCCACGACUGCCACUUCGGGACUCCACUGCAUGUGGCCUGCGCCAGGCAGCAUUAUGACUGCGCAGAGGUGCUCCUCAAAGCAGGGGCGAACGUGAACGCGGCCAAGCUGCACGAGACAGCGCUGCACCACGCAGCCAAGGUCAAGCACCUGGGCCUCAUCGACCUCCUGGUGGAGUUCGGGGGCAACGUUUACGCCACGGACAACCUGGGCAAGAAGCCCAUUUAUUACGCCGGCACAGGCUCUCCUGCUUACCUCUGCCUCGAGUUCUUUGAAAGUACGCCCCUCAGCCUCCAGCAGAUAAGUAGGCUGGCGUUCAGGAGAAAGUACGGCUCCAACACUCUGAAGGUGGUCUCCCAGCUGAACCUCCCCGACCGCAUCCGGGGGUUCCUCUGUUACGAAGCCCCACCCGAGUCCCAGGUUCCUGCGCUCUAGAUUAGAGCGCAGGAACCAUACGGGGGCACAGGGGAUUGUUGACUUGUAAGCUAUAUGAGCAGCUAUUUGAUGAUCCGUUUUUU